Malaclemys terrapin pileata is the source of this 5566-nucleotide messenger RNA. It is a transcript of the gene SEPTIN5, whose product is annotated as septin 5. The transcript has 11 exons. Gene Ontology annotation, molecular function: GTP binding; molecular adaptor activity; GTPase activity. NCBI's taxonomy places the organism in Eukaryota, Metazoa, Chordata, Testudines, Emydidae. Gene Ontology annotation, biological process: cytoskeleton-dependent cytokinesis; regulation of exocytosis. The coding region runs from base 131 to 1276 and encodes 381 amino acids. The record is from RefSeq and is a predicted model, not a curated record. Gene Ontology annotation, cellular component: microtubule cytoskeleton; synaptic vesicle; septin ring.
GCGCGCAGGCGGGGGGUGGCUGCCUUAUGGAUUUGUUCAAGGCUGGGAGUGAACACAUGGGUGGUGGUGAUUGUUGUUGUUGUUGCGUUUCUUUGGCCCACGGCGGCUCUCAGACUCGCCUGCCGGGGUUAUGGAUUCAAUCAUUAUUCAGGAGCUGUUAGCGGAGCGGCUGCUUUCUCCCCGGACGCAGGCCCAGAGAAGCCACCCGGUCAAGCUGAAGGACCACGAGAAGCAGUAUGUGGGAUUCGCCACCCUGCCGAACCAGGUGCACCGGAAAUCCGUGAAGAAGGGCUUCGACUUCACCUUGAUGGUAGCCGGAGAGUCGGGCCUGGGGAAAUCCACCUUGGUGAAUAGCCUGUUCCUGACGGAUCUUUACAAAGACAGGAAGCUUCUCAAUGCAGAGGAGCGAAUCAGCCAAACGGUGGAGAUCCUGAAACACACCGUGGACAUCGAGGAGAAGGGCGUCAAGCUGAAGCUGACGAUAGUCGACACCCCGGGCUUUGGAGAUGCUGUUAACAACACUGAGUGCUGGAAGCCCAUCACCGAUUACAUCGACCAGCAGUUCGAACAGUAUUUCCGCGAUGAGAGCGGCCUGAACCGGAAGAACAUCCAGGACAACCGAGUGCACUGCUGCCUCUACUUCAUCUCGCCCUUCGGACACGGGCUGAGGCCGGUGGACGUCGAGUUCAUGAAGGCUCUGCACGAGAAGGUGAACAUCGUGCCCCUGAUCGCCAAGGCCGACUGCCUGAUCCCCAGUGAGAUCCGGAAGCUAAAGGAGAGGAUCCGGGAAGAGAUCGACAAGUUUGGGAUUAAAGUUUACCAGUUCCCAGACUGCGACUCUGAUGAAGAUGAGGAAUUCAAACAGCAAGACCGGGAGCUGAAGGAGAGCGCUCCCUUCGCCGUCAUCGGCAGCAACACGGUAGUGGAGGCCAAAGGCCAGAGAGUGCGUGGGCGGCUGUACCCGUGGGGCAUUGUGGAAGUGGAAAACCAGGCACACUGUGAUUUCGUGAAGCUGCGGAACAUGCUGAUCCGGACGCACAUGCACGACCUGAAGGAUGUCACCUGUGAUGUUCACUAUGAGAACUACAGAGCUCAGUGCAUCCAGCAGAUGACCAGUAAACUGACUCAGGACAACAGGAUAGAAAGCCCCAUCCCUAUCCUGCCCCUCCCGACGCCUGAUGCUGAAACGGAGAAGCUGAUCAAAAUGAAGGAUGAAGAGUUGCGGAGGAUGCAGGAGAUGCUGCAGAAGAUGCAGCAGCAGAUGCAGGACCAGUGAGAGUCAGGAGGAUGGAGGGCAAAGGGAAUCCCUGGCGACCUUCCGGGGCCCAGCUUGAGAAGUGGCCGUUGUAGGAAGAAGUUCCCCGUUGCGUAGAGACUUGUGGGCGAGAGCUGCGCCCCCCCACCCCCUAAUUUAUUAGCAGUGACACUGGCUUUCCUGUCAGCUGGAGUGCGGAAGAGGCUCUUCACUUAGCAAUUUACUGGUGUGUUUUUCUUUUGUUUCUUUUAAGCCUGGGAAGUGUCUAAGGCAUUUUUAGAACCGUUCCAACUUCCAGAUGUAUUCAGCCCUGGCUAGGGAAUGCGCCGCUGUUCCAAGUCACGGUUUCUAUGGUGUACGAACUUGAAGACUGUAAAUGCACGUAAAUGUUUACUCCCAACCAAGGUGCUGGGACCCUCCCCCCCAACCCUCCUGGGCCAGGGCAGGCACUUAGAAGGACAAACAUCCCUUUGAACCAAGAGCUCGUGAGUUGGACCCAGUCAGCCACCCCUCUCCCCCUGGGGGUUCCAGGCCACCCCGCUGCUCUGCAUGGGAGAGCAGCAGGGUAGGGGGGGUGGAGUUGAUCAUGGGACACUGGCCUGUGGGGGUAUUUUUAAGGUGCCUGAACAUUCCUGCCUGAUUUUCCUAUAGAGAAACUCCAGGAUCUUUUGCACUGAGAGGGGAGAGAUCAGCCCCACCCACUAGGUUAGAAGAUAUCAACGACCGGUCCCUGAGAUCUCCGCGACACAGCUUAGGAAGGCAGCGAGCUGGCUCCUGGAAUCAAACAGGUUGAGAAACUCUGGUUUAGAGCACAGUGGUGAGGAUGUGGCGCUCGGCGCUGGGAGAUCCCGGCUUGCAGAGAUGAGGAAUAUUGGAGCAGCCCAUGAGGUGCCAACAUCUUCCCAGCCAGCCAUGCCCCUGCUUUGGCCAAACCACACUGUGGCUCUGAGUCUCCGGCAGAACUAGGGAGCAGUUAGCAGGAAGCUUGGUGGCUUUUCCUUCGCUUCCUGCUGUCUUUGGGGUGAGGGAGGGGGUAGCCCCCGCCAUCCAGCCUGUGCAUAGCCCUUGGGCUCACUUGGAAAGGUGACGUGCCGGGCAGAGGGACCAAAGAGCCGAGGGCAGUGUCCCAGUUUGUACCUGACCAGGGGAAGCCUCGGGGCAGGAGACGGACCCUAAAGAUGUAGCUUUCCUCAUCCCUGAGCGUUCGCAGCCUUGCUGGUCCCUGAGGGGAAACAGGACAUUUUUCCUUUGCACCGUUCUCGCUGUGCACACAGGGGGGCUGAAAGGCUUCGAUCGGGGCAGAGGAGGCAAGACAGGCUAUGUACAGGGCCGGCCUUAUGAAAAAUGGCACCCUGGGCUGCCCUUCCCCGCCUCACUCACGGCUGCACAGGGAGGAGUUUCUGAGCCUGGGGGCUCCCCUGGCCAUACAUUCCCUGACCACCGGGAAGGGGGGACCCAGGGGCGAGCCCUGCCUGCACCUCCCUGCCAGGCUGGCAGCUCCAGGCGGCAUCAUCUGCCCCCCGCCCGGCUGGCCAGGGGUUCCUGCCCUGAGCUGGCCUGCAUUCACUCCUGCUCCAGCAUCCCAGGCCUGCCAUCUUGUGGCCCUUGGAUGGCGCCUCCCUGGGCAGUCGCCCAUGUCUCCCACCUGUGAGGCCGGUCCUGGCUGCGUAGGGAGCAGGUUGGGGCUGAACAGGUUGUGGGCAGCAAGGGAGCAUUUGAGUCCCUGGGAGGAGGCAUAGUACAGCCCAGCUCCGCUGGCUUUGCACUGCCCCCUCCCUUCCCUUUCACACAGGACUCCACCCAACAGCCUCGCUGGGCAGUAGCUGUAGGCUUCCCCCGUUUCCCGCUCCUGCUCCCAGCCAUUGGGACCGGCGUGGUUGAGUUCCAGCGCAGGGCAAGCUGGCGGGAUCUGGUGGCCGAGAUACGAGGGCUGUGUCUGCAGCAGCCGCUGUCAUUUGCCAGGUUAUUUUUAACCAAGCACAGUAAGGAGCAGCCAGAAGUGUGGCCUGUCUGAUAGUAAUGCCAGCGGCCGGCCAGGGAAAAUGGGCCCUGAGUCUAACUGGGUCUUCCCUUAGACUCCUUGGAGUGCUGGCAAGGAGCUGAUUGCCUGAUGCACAUGGGGGUGGGUCCUUUCUGCCCAGCCCCUGUUCCCACUCUGUGUCCUGUGGGUGCCCAUUUACCUGUGGCUUUGUGUUGUCCAGCUCUGACUCCUCGAUGGCCGGCUCUUGGUGUGACACGCGGUGUUGGCUGGGUCUGGUUAAGUGCCAGGGCUGCUUCUGCUAGCAGUGUGUCGUGCUGGCUUUUCUCAGCAGGGCCCUGAGCUCUUGGCCUGUUGGUGAGUAGCUGGGGCGGUGCCUGUUAUUCACAGGCAAGCCUCUUUUGUCUCGGGUAGGUGCAGGAGAGACGGGACAGAUCUCGGAAAUAACGAGGAGAGGCUAAGCUAACGAAGGGCAGCGGUGCCUCUUGGACAGGUGUCUAAGCUAGGCCAGCGCAAACUGAACCUCUGAGCUUUGGCUCGUUUAAGAGGCCUCUCUUGCUGCCCCAAUGAAGUGCAGAGCUUUGCAGUGUGUCUGGGGGACAAACUCAGGCCAGAAGAGCAAUGUCAUCAUCUCCCCAGCUCCUUUGUCCUGUCCCGUCCCCCCUGUGCGAAGCAUGUAAGAGAUGCCAUGCCAGGAUAGACUGAGGGGCCAUUUACUCCUGUCUCCAGCUCUGUCCAAUGCCAGAUGCUUAAAGGGAAAGUGUGAGCCGCCUCGCCAUAAUGCACUGCUUGUGUGGUAUUGUAGCCUGAGGGGACAGCUUCUUCCAGGCAUAGGCUGGUGAUCAGCUACUAUCCUGACGCAUGAGGAUUGCUAACUUGUGUCAGUUUUAUUCAUGCUAGUGUAACUGCAAAUGCUGUUUCUGUUCAUUGAAGCGUCUGUUCCCUUUUUGUAAAGCUUCAUAAGUUCCUUGCUUCUGCAUUAUCUUGAGGCAGUGAAUUCCACAAGUUAACAAUCUGUUGCAGGUAAGGUGGUAACAUUUCCAGACCAGCUAAGGGAGCCUCUGUGUCCAGCAUGUUUUGGCCCAAGAAGAGGUAGAGGAGAUCAUCUUCCCUUUAGCAUUAGAUGGCAGCUUGGUUGAGUGCAGCCGGCAGCUGUACUGGUGGCUGAGUUCACAAGCAAGGCAUUGAAACAGGGCAAGGCUGUGGGUCUGAGGCAUUUGGCAGGACAGGGCACCUGCAGCCAGAAUUGCUGACUAAGAAAUCUGCCCCCUUUCCCGGUGAGGACAUCUCCAUCAACUCAGUGCAAACUUCUGCUAAAUCAGACCCAUUCCACACACAGCCGAACUCCUCAGCCAUGGGUAGGGGUAGUGUGGAGUCAGAGAGAGAGAAGCACCUUCUGCCAAGGCAGCUAGAGCUGCAGCUUCUCCAGAGGUGAAGUAGGACCACGGAGACCCACCAGCAAAGAAGACAGCAGGUUUCCUUCCUCUUGGGAGGCUGGGAGGAGGGUUAGCUGCCUGGAAAGACAUUGGAAAUGGAGGUGACCCCUGGAAUGCUCUAGAGAUCUGCCCUCUGCCUGCGUGUUCUCAGCAUGGAGUCUCCCCCUGUUGAAUUGAGCCGCACUCUGACUGGUAGAGGCGUUCCUGGGUAAGCAUGGCUGGCGGUUCCUCCUGUGGCUAGGGAGGCUGGAGCCCCCUCUGGCAGUGAAGGAAGUAGAGAGUAUGGCUAGGAUGCUCCUUCCCCCUAACGCACCCCUACACACACACACCCACACACACACCCCUGCAUCGUAAGCCUUUGCCAAUUUUUUGCACUUCUUAGCAACUCCAGGAGCUGAGUCCGGCUCCACUGAAUUCUCAGGCGCUGUCGCUGUGCUGGGGGUUGUGGGUACCACGUCUCAAACCGUGUGCCUGAUUGGGGAGGUGGUUGUGGAUGAACCCGUUUGUGUGCCAUUGGCUCUGCCAGCACUCGCUGACCUCCCGCAUGCCUUGUCCUGCAUCCUGUUCCUUGGGGGGGAAAUUCCAUUCUUCACGCAGUGCGACAGCUUUCCCCGCUCCCUCAUGCACACAGCCACCCCGGUAACCCUGGCUUGCUCGUGACCACGUGAUUUGCGCAUCCCCUCGCUCUGUUCCUAGGCACUUCCUUUCCCCGUUGUCAGUUUGGUUGGGGUUUUUUUGUACAUUACUGUUGAGUACUUUGUCAUUGUGAACGAGAGAAACCAACUCUUUGGAAACGUAUCCAUUUUAUUAAAAUGAUGAUGGCUAUUAUUAUUAUUAUUAAUAAUGUUUACUAUCUGAACUGGUCAGUGAAAUAAAUACAUGAAAAAACCGACAAGA